CGUAUCGAGAAACGCAUGCAAACUUUUUAAUGACAAAAAUACCCUUAGUGUUGCAUUCUUCUUAUACGAUUAAUAAUGAAAAUGUUAUGUAUAUACGAGGUCCUUUUGGUCCACUGGCAAAGAAGCUCUGUAUUUAACGCAAACAAAUAAAAAAGGAGCAAAAAGAGUAACGGAGAUAUGGUAAGCGACGGCGGCGGCGAGAAUAACAGAGCGGAGGCAGAUCAGUUGCUUGCUACAUCGGAGAAGCUCUUGGCUUCAAGUGACUUUCAUGGAGCAAAGACAUUUGCGAUCCGUGCAUGCGAAGCUGACCCAUCCCGAACAGACGCAGCUGACUAUAUCCUCGCCAUCGCCGACACUCUCCUCGCCGGAGAAACUACAAUCGGAGAUUCCAAAGUACCAGACUGGUACGCGGUACUUCGAAUCAGCCGCCUAACCCAAAGCCCUGAACACGUCGCGACUCAGUACCGUAGACUCACUCUUCUCCUCAAACUCAAUAUCAAUCGUCUUCCUUUCGCCGAUCAAGCGCUUAAACUCGUCUCCGAUGCUUGGUAUGUCCUCUCUGAUCCUCCAAGGAAAUCAAUUUACGAUCGAGAGUUGCAGCUGAGUCAAACUGGUCAAUCGGAGAAAUUUCAAGAUUCGCCAUUGCAGAGCCAAGCUGAGACCUUGGAGAAUCCUACAGCUACAAGCUUUUGGACCGCUUGUCCUUACUGCUUUUCACUUUUUGAGUACCCAAAGGGUUACGAGGAAUGCACAUUGAGGUGUCAGCAGUGUAGGAAAGCGUUUGAAGCGGUUAAAACGCAAACGCCACCUGUGGAGAGUAAUGGUGAAGGCGUUUACUUUGGUUCUUGGGCUAUGUUCCCUGUAGGAUUAACAAGUCAUCCUAACACCUCUAAUUGGUCGCCAAUCUCACAUCUUUCCGUCUGCACAGGGCAAAGUUCAUCUGAUCAGCAAUCAAAUUUGAAGGCUACUCCAAGAAACGAUGAUGUUGACAUAUAUAUUGCAAUUUCUGAUGAUGAUUAAAGAUAUGAUGCGAAGAGAAGCAAGUAGACAAAUGUUGUAUAUUAUAAACUCAAGGCUACUUGGUGAAAAGUAAAGCUUUGUAUCUUUUGUUUUGUGGUUCCCUUAGUCCUUUAUGUUGUAUGUAUUGCUAGCUAAUGUUUAUGCCUAGUGGAAACUGACCUAAUUUUGAUUCGUUUGUGGAAUCAAUGUUAGAUGGAAUCCGUUUAUGUAUUUUGGUGCAUAUUACGCUUUCGGUAUAUAAUCUUUUGUAUCAUAUAAGUUCAUAACCAUAAACUGGUUUUAUGUGGCAUGUUUUGGUUGCGAAUCAUGCCUAGUUUGAGUACAUGAAGGAAUGCUAUAUGUAAAACUUGUGAGGGACGUCUAAG
This is a messenger RNA of Arabidopsis thaliana (thale cress), 1385 nucleotides long. RefSeq names its product Chaperone DnaJ-domain superfamily protein. The transcript has a single exon. Bases 178 to 1020 code for a protein of 280 amino acids. Gene Ontology annotation, biological process: positive regulation of transcription by RNA polymerase II. NCBI's taxonomy places the organism in Eukaryota, Viridiplantae, Streptophyta, Magnoliopsida, Brassicales, Brassicaceae. The record is from RefSeq and is marked reviewed.